AUGCAAGAAUUAAAUAGAACUGAAAAAGAAAAUGAAGAGCAAAUAAGCAAAUCAAUUAAUCAAAUGAUUAAGGAUUAUAGGCUAGACUUCCCCUGUCCCCACUGCGAUAAAAGGAUCAAUGAUGAGCAUUUUGACCAAGGGACUCGUGUAUUCAGUUACAUCAACGAACACAUAAGAGAGAUGGUCGAGAAACAUUUUAAUUUUCAAGAAAAUGAUUAUCGGCAAAAGUGGUUAAAGGAGAUGGAAGAAAAUCGAACCUAUGAAAAUUUUCAACCAGUUAAAAAAUUAAAAGAGGGCGUUAGCGAACUGCAGCAAAAAGUUUCUCAACUCCAAUCCUCUGAGUACAUUGAGAAGUUAGACCGCGUGCGUCAACUAAAUGAAUCAAUUAAACAGCAGAGAGAGAAGAUAGCCGAAUUACAAUCUUCGGAAUAUAUUGAAAAACUGGAAAGGGUUCGCAAAUUAACCGAAGAAGUUAACGAAUUGCGCAGCCAAAAUCAAUUGUUAAGGGACCAAAGCCGGAUUAAUAGUAAAAAAAAGGGAGAAUUAUUUGAGCAAUAUAUUUCAGAAGAAUUAAAUCGAGUUUUUGACAGUAAAGAUAAAAUAAGCAAAAUAACCCAAACCGGCCGUAAAGCUGACUUCCUUCAAGAAGUAUUGACCGAAAGCAAUAAAAUCGCUGGUCGCAUAAUUUACGAAGCCAAAGAUACCGAAAAAUGA
Molecule: messenger RNA, 714 nt
Organism: Entrophospora candida
Lineage: Eukaryota; Fungi; Glomeromycota; Glomeromycetes; Entrophosporales; Entrophosporaceae
Source: the annotation of a GenBank genome assembly